UUAAUGGAUUUUUAUCGCUGACCACAUCUAUCGGCAGAGGUGGUGAGUAGAUUAUUUCAGAAUCAUAUUUAUAUUCAGGACGUGAUCUUACAAACUCAAUAGAUUAAAAACUCAAAAAAGUUAACUGCCACUUUAAAUGAGAUAAGCAAAGUUUUUUUAAUUUAAAUUUUAUGGCCACGCCUAGUAUCAGAAGAUCAGUGUGCUGUAAGAUCUGUGGACCACGCCUAUUGGCAAGGUUUCAUUAGAAUGAGACAGACAAGCCUCUUCAAUGGUGACACAAGCAGAUUACGUUCCAUUUUACGCAAAGCAGAAGUUGAACACAGACUGCUUAGUAGUCGGUUCCAAGUUAUAAAACAUUAUAUAUAUUUCCAUCCUCGUCCCACCAGUAGUUUUAAGUGUUUUGGUCUCUUCUCAAGCGAUUGUUUUUCGUUGCAAGUAGUUGUAACUGACAAGCUUACAACAGACACAACUUUUGUUAGUCAAUGGGCGUUGAUCUGUAAAUCAGUUGAUACUUGAUACUAUUGUGAGUUUAGUACUUGGUAGUUUGUAGUUCGUGAAUGUGCAGAGUCAAAAUAAAUUAAACGUUACUUUUUUUAAACAGUUACGUGUGCUAACAGUGUAUUCAGUGAUAUAAACGAAAAGUUUUUUCAAAACACGUAACAUCACCUUCUCUGAAAUCGUGAUUACAGAAAGUAGAACAAUGAAGAAUAGAAGUUUGGCCGGUAACUGUGGCAUUGGCGUGUUUGUCAUUGCCCUUGUUACUGUGGCAUUGGCAUUCGGUACGCCUAGCUGGUUGGUCAGCGACUCCAGAAUAAGAGGCGCCAAAUUAGACAGGUUGGGGCUGUGGAGUCACUGCUUCAGGUCUUUACCAGACCCACUCGACCAAUAUCAGAGAAGAUUCUUUGUGGGUUGUCGCUGGGUAUACGAUCCUUUCACCACGGGCUAUGAUAAAAUACGUGGAUAUUUACUACCAGGUUUUAUGAUCGCCACGCAGUUUUUCUUCACGCUGUGCUUGCUAGGAGUUUUGAUCUCUACAAUAUUAGUGUUAAUGUUUUUCCUUUGCUGUGGACCCGAUCAACGCCGAUUUGUCACUUUGAUUAAAAGUAUCGGAUAUAUUAUGUUAACAGCGGGUAUAUGCGGUGUGAUUGCGGUAAUAGUUUUUGCUUCGUUGGGAAAUACAGAUGGUUGGAUGCCGGAUCACCCAAACAAUUACUUAGGCUGGUCCUUCGGUUUAGGUGUUGUGGGUUCCAUAGCGUGCCUAGUCACCGCUGCCCUCUUCUUGACGGAAACCAACAUCCAGAAAAAGAAACGCGACAAAAUAAAGGAAUCUCAAGCACGGUUCGAAUUAGAAUACGAAACAAAAGCAUAACAAUAAACUCUAAUUACAAUAAUUACAUUUAAAUCAAUAUAAGUUUUAAGAUCUGACGAUAUUUCCCAUCAAUCAGUGAUUAUUUAGGUAUUUACACCUGUCUAGACUGAUUGUUGAAUCUUUUGAUAGCCAUUUUACUUACUUUGAAUGUAUGUAUUAGUUUUUAAUAUUUUUUUCUACUGAAGCUGUUUUAGCCCAGUGUGUCCAAUGAAAAGCAAUUUUAACUGAAUUUAUUUUUUGCAGCUAAUUUAAGUAUAUGACGUAGUUUAAGCACCAUUAGUGCCUAAUUGUAUUAGAUCGAAGUUUUAAAUACAUAAGAUAAAGGGUUGGCGAGCCACACAAAGCUUACAAAGAAAAAAAGGUUCUUUUAAGUUUUAUUAGUACCUAUCUUGUUAUUUAACAGGUCUUAUGAACUACCUCAAGUUCAUGCCACUGAAUGUUUUAACUUUACACAGAUUCAUAUAGUUAUAAAUAUUACUGUUAUGAUAUUUGUUCAUAAAUAAAACUAUCUUGACUAGUUACACAGUAUUAAGUACUUGUAAAAAGCCUUUUUAAACGUCUAAUUAUGUAAAAUCACGUUUAUCUAAACUUAUGAUAAUCACAACUGAAUAUUUAAUUAUUUAUAUUCGUUUAUAGACAAGUUAAUGUCAAUUUCAACAGUGUACCUUACUUUAUUCCGUCCAGUUUACAUUCUUUAUAAUUUAUUUUUAAGCCUUAGAAUCUAAGUAUAAAAUUAUGAUUAGGUUUUAUGCAUUUUUUAUAUGUAUCAUUUUAAACUGCCUUAUAACAAU
Trichoplusia ni (cabbage looper) is the source of this 2160-nucleotide messenger RNA. RefSeq lists its product as uncharacterized. NCBI's taxonomy places the organism in Eukaryota, Metazoa, Arthropoda, Insecta, Lepidoptera, Noctuidae. The transcript is spliced from 6 exons. Gene Ontology annotation, cellular component: membrane; septate junction. Gene Ontology annotation, biological process: septate junction assembly; regulation of tube size, open tracheal system. The record is from RefSeq and is a predicted model, not a curated record. Bases 701 to 1369 code for a protein of 222 amino acids.